Molecule: messenger RNA, 1172 nt
Organism: Alosa alosa (allis shad)
Lineage: Eukaryota; Metazoa; Chordata; Actinopteri; Clupeiformes; Clupeidae
Product: zinc-binding protein A33-like
Exons: 7
Coding region: 183-1172 (329 amino acids)
Molecular function (GO): protein binding
Source: RefSeq, a predicted model, not a curated record
CAACAGAAGGAGAGGAGAGACGUCAUGCACACCUGCUCUGUAGUCUGCACAAGAGGAAACUCGAGCUCUUCUGUCAAGAGGAUCAACAGCUUGUGUGUCUCAAGUGUCAAGACUCAAAAUUACACCAAGGUCACAAAUUCAGUCCCGUUAGUGAAGCAGCAGUUAAUGCUAAGGAGGAUCUCAUGGGCAAACUGCAGGAGAAGCUGAAGGCUUUUAAGAAGGCUAAAGACACCUGUCAUAAAUCAGCUGAGUAUAUUAAGACUCAGACCAAACACACAGCGAGGCAGAUCAACAAGCAGUUUGUUGAGCUUCACCAGUUUCUACGAGAUGAAGAGGCAGCCAGGAUAGCUGCACUGAGGGAGGAAGAGGAGCAGAAGAGUCAGAUGAUGAAGGAGAAGAUUGAGAAGAUGAGCAGAGAGAUCUCAUCUCUUUCAGACACAAUCAGAGCCAUAGAUGAUGAGAUGGGAGCUGAUGACAUCUCAUUCCUGCAGAGCUACAAGAGCACAGUGGAAAGAGCCCAGUGCACACUGCAGGAUCCAGAGAGGGUUUCAGGAGCUCUGAUCAAUGUGGCAAAGCACCUGGGCAACCUAAAGUUCAGAGUCUGGGAGAAGAUGCAGGAGAUUAUACAAUACACUCCUGUGACUCUGGAUCCCAACACUGCACACCCACGACUCAUCCUGUCUGAGGAUCUGACCAGUGUGAGAUGGGGUGAUGAGAGACAGCAGCUUCCUGAUAACCCAGAGAGAUCUGAUCAACACAGCACUGUCCUGGGCUCUGAGGGCUUUAACUCAGGGACUCACUGCUGGGAUGUGGAGGUCGGGGAGAACAAGCGCUGGAUUCUCGGCGUCAUAGACGAGUCUGCCCAGAGGAAGGGGAACUGUCAGUGGAUGAGUGGACGAUAUGUUUGCUGGUGUAUUGAAGGUGUGUACAAAGCACGCUCCCGCCCGCACACCUCCACCGUCGUCACAGUGGACCCCAGUCCCCGGAGGAUCAGAGUGCAGCUGGACUGGGACAGAGGAGAGCUGUCAUUCUCCGACCCUGAUAAUAACACACACCUACACACUCUCACACACACCUUCACUGAGAGAGUGUUUCCAUACGUUGAUGCCUGGGAGUCUACUCUGCAGAUCUUACCGCUGAAGGCUUCAGUAGCAGUAGAACAGCACAGCUAG